AUGGAGAUCCCCAAAGAGGCAAGUACCUCCUCUUCGUCUGUCGUGCUCAGUGCUCAGCAGCCUCUGCCGCCACCUCUUCUUUCUUCUUCUGCUCAAUCACAACCACAACAACAGCAAGCUCGGACGGGCGACUCACAAAUAUAUAAGGCUACGUAUUCGGGUGUACCUGUUUGGGAGAUGAGGUGUAAAAGCGUCGCCGUGAUGCGAAGAAAAUCUGAUGGCUGGUUAAAUGCCACUCAAAUCCUAAAAGUUGCAGAGUUUGAUAAACCGCAUCGAACAAGAAUCUUGGAACGCGAGGUACAAAAAGGGGAACACGAGAAAGUGCAAGGCGGGUAUGGAAAGUAUCAAGGAACAUGGGUACCGCAUAAAACUGGUGUUAGUCUUGCAGAGAAAUACAAUGUAAAAGAAUUAUUAGCACCAAUUUUUGAUUAUGAUCCAUCGGCAUUAGCAAGUCCGCCACUUGCACCUAAACAUAUCACCGCUGCCUCAAGUAAACCACGAAAACCACGCGAAAAUUUGUCAAUUGAUACUGAUAUUGAAACGAACACGAACGAAGGAGAAGCGAUUAGUCGUCGACAAUCCGAACAUAAUGGUCGACCUCAAAAACUUAUCAAAACUGUUUCCGCGACAGCACGCCAAUACGGAGAACAGAUGCUUAAAUUCUUUACGGCUCGUUCAUCAAUCCCAAUUCCGGAUUUUUUGUUGCAUCCACCGGCUGAUUUUGAUCCAAAUGUUAAAAUAGAUCAACAAGAACACACAGCGCUUCAUUGGUCAGCAGCGACCGGAAAAAAUCAAAUUGCCAGAAUUUUAAUACAAUCAGGUGCAGACAUCGCUCCCGGUAAUGUACGAGGAGAAACACCUCUUAUGCGAAGUGUUGUAUUUCCUUAUUGCUACGAUAGUCAAGGAUUCAAUGAAUUGUUGAAUUUGCUACGAGAUUCCUUGUGUCAUCAUGAUUACAGUAAUCAAACGGUGUUGCACCAUGUUGUUACUUAUGCUGGCACAAAAGGGCGAGAUCGUCCGGCAAAAUAUUAUAUGGAAAAUCUUCUCAAUCAACUCGCGACGCAACAACCCGAAGAAUACCGAAGCUAUUUUGUCAACUUGCAGAACAACAAGGGUGAUACAGCGUUGAAUAUUGCCGCCAGGAACGCCAACAAGAAACUAGUAAAACUAUUACUAGAUGCCGGUGGUGAUCCUCAGAUACGAAACCGGGAGAAUAAGAAUGCCGAAGAUUACAUUCUUGAACAUGAAGCAGAGGCAGCACGAUUACGUGAAAUCGAGCUGCAAAAACAAAAAUCAACACACACCGUAAAUUUGGAAACCUCCACGUCUACAGUUCGACCGAAUGCACGUAAUCGAUUAAUUCCCAGUGCUAAUGCCAUCCUACAAGAUUUUCAAGAAUGUUAUGAAGCGAGAUUACUAGGAAAAAAGAAAGAGCUGAUUGCAGUCCAGUCUGAUUUACAGGCUGUAAAAUGGAAUAUCGAGGUCGCUAAUAAUAGUCUAGAAGAAACAAAAACAAACACAGACAAAUUACCAGAGCUGAAAGAACGGGAAGCUGAAUUGGAACGUUUAGUGAGAGAAAAACUUGAUUCACGGUAUGCUGAACGGAUUCAAGCAUCAUAUGAAUCAGAGUUGAAGAACAUCAAAAAUGUUAAUACUAAUGUAGAUUCCACAAACUUAGCUGAGCUCCGAGAAAAAGUUGAUGCAGCGGAAAAAAAUUAUCAAAUGUCGAUCGGAACAGUGCUCAAUACCAUGAUGGCCAGCGAAACAAAACUGGCUAAAUAUAAAAAAUUAAUAGAAAAUUGUUCAGGGAUUGAGUCUCAAAAAUUCUUGGAUAAAAUUGGAACACCAAUCUCACCAUAUCCCAUAAAAUUGAAGAGUGAAGUAGUAAAAGGAUUUGGUCGUGGUAGUAAAGAAUUAGGCAUUCCAACAGCUAACCUCUCGGAAGAUACAAUAGGCGCAGUAUGCAAUGGCGUAUCGACUGGCAUAUACUAUGGAUGGGCACAGGUGGUUGGUAAAGGUGGUAAGAACGAUUUUCCUACUACUCCCGUUUAUCCGAUGGUAAUGAGUCUUGGUUGGAAUCCUUAUUACAAGAAUGAGAAACAAAGCGCGGAAGUUCACAUCAUACACGUUUUCCCAACUGAUUUCUAUGGCGAAGAAUUACGCGUAAUUGUCUUAGGAUAUAUUCGACCGGAACGUGACUAUAGUUCGUUAGAGGAACUUAUCCAGGAUAUAAACACCGAUAUACAAGUGGCACAUAAUUCAUUAAAACGUGAUGGAUAUUCUAGAUUUCAGCGUGAUGAGUUUUUCGUGAGUGGCGAUGCAUGA
Molecule: messenger RNA, 2325 nt
Organism: Ambispora leptoticha
Lineage: Eukaryota; Fungi; Glomeromycota; Glomeromycetes; Archaeosporales; Ambisporaceae
Source: the annotation of a GenBank genome assembly